AACCACCACCAUGGCGGACGACGACGAGCAAGAAGAGAAGAGACAAGUCAUUGAACAAAUUGAAAAUUUCAGACGCGCAAAUGCAGUGCUACAAGCAGAGACCGAUAUGUUUGAGCGAUAUCUUAAUCGCAUAGAGCCGCAAUUUUCUGCACUUGACGCAGCAGUGGAUACGAACCGUGGGAGGAAGACCAACAGAUCACGAACAAUGACCCAGGACAAGAUUCAGCGGCUGACCCUCGAGCAAAAAUGUGAUGUUGCACAGAGGGAGAUGGAUGAGAUGAGAGAGGAUCUUCAGAAACUGAAAAACACUUCGGAGAGAGUGAUGCUGAACCUUAAGGCUACCUUGGAGGAAGCUGAUGUGCAACUGGUGGAGGUGAAGAAGUCGAGCAAUGAGUUUGACCGUGAUGUGGCCAAGGUCCUGCGCGAGAAGAAAGGGGCCAUGAUGGGUGCAGAAAAGAUCCUUCGUUAUUUUGAAGACAGGAUGCGAGCAAAGGACACACUGGUGGAGAAGCUGCGUCUGAAGAACUCGGCGCUGCACGUGCAGAAGCGCAAGCUGAUCCUGCAGAUGCGUCAGAAGGAGGAGAUGGGCGAGGCGCUGCACGAGGUGGACUUCCAGCAGCUGAAGAUCGAGAACAGCCAGUACCUGGAGCGCAUCGACGAGCGCAACCAGGACCUGCUGAGGCUCAAGCUGAUGGCAGGGAACACCCUGCAGGUCCUCAACUUGUACAAGUAACCAGCUGAGUCUGUU
This is a messenger RNA of Engraulis encrasicolus (European anchovy), 748 nucleotides long. Its product is annotated as coiled-coil domain-containing protein 113-like. Gene Ontology annotation, biological process: cilium assembly. The record is from RefSeq and is a predicted model, not a curated record. The transcript is spliced from 6 exons. The coding region runs from base 11 to 733 and encodes 240 amino acids. Gene Ontology annotation, cellular component: ciliary basal body; axoneme. NCBI's taxonomy places the organism in Eukaryota, Metazoa, Chordata, Actinopteri, Clupeiformes, Engraulidae.